AUGAAUUUACUAGAAGCCGAAAAAUUUCCUUUCCAACAAACAAGAUUUACGAGGACCAGCGACAUUCAAACUAUUAUUAAAUUGUUUUCACAAUUUAGCAAGGAAGAAUUAAUGAAAAAAAACCAAGAAGUAAGUAUUGCGGGGAGAAUGACCGGAAAAAGAAUGUUUUUUGCUGAUUUAACCGACCAAAGUGAAACCAUUCAAUUAAAAUUUAGCAGCGAAAACAAAAAAUUUGCGGAGUUAGACAACGGAGAUAUUAUUGGCGUUGUAAGAGGAAUUGUUUGUAGAACUGACACGCAAGAAAAAAAAAAUGAGCGAAAGUUAAGUGUGGAAGUAGAAGAAUUUAGUUUAUUAAGCAAAUGUUUAAGACCUAUUCCCAGUUCCUACUACGGCCUUAGUGAUACCGAGGAAAGAUUUCGCAACCGACCUUUAGAUUUUAUUGUUAAUAAGCAAAAGAAAGAGAUUUUUUUCCUUCGCCACCAGGUAAUCAAAAAUAUUCGCCAGUUUUUAGAGGAAAAAAAAUUCAUUGAAAUUGAAACUCCUAUUCUGGUUUCAGAAGCUUCCGGAGCACAAGCCAAGCCUUUCAUUACUCACCACAACAAAUUACACCGAGAUUUUUAUUUGCGAAUUGCCACUGAAAUACCCCUCAAAAAGUUGCUGGUAGGUGGUUUUGAAAAAAUUUAUGAAAUCGGUCGCAUAUUUCGUAAUGAAGGUAUUGAUGCUCGUCAUAAUCCCGAAUUUACUACUAUUGAGGUUUAUCAGGCUUACGAAAAUGCGGAAUAUAUGAUGAAUUUGACUGAGGAAUUAUUUCACUAUUUAGCCGAAAAAGUUUUUGAAAAGGAAAAAUUUACCUUUAAUUCUCACAAUAUUUCUCUCCAAAAACCCUUUCGCAGGCUAUCAAUGAUCGAAGCGAUUAAAGAACAUAUCAACAUAGAUUUUGCCAAAAUAAAUGGUUUGGAAGAAGCCUGUCAACUGGCUCAAAAAUUUAAUUUAAAAUUAGAGAAAUUUCAAAAAACCGUCGGGCAUGUUAUCUUGGCCUUUUUUGAGAAAUUUGUGGAAAAAAAUUUAAUUCAACCCACUUUUAUUUAUGAUUAUCCAGUAGAAGUUUCACCCUUGGCUAAAAGCAAGCCGGAGAAUGAAGAAAUUGCUGACCGAUUCGAACUUUACAUUGGCGGACUAGAAUUCGCUAAUGGUUAUAGCGAGUUAAAUGACCCUACAGAACAAAAAAAAAGGUUUGAAGAGCAAAGCAAACAAAAAGAAUUAGGGAAUGAAGAAAUUGCUAGUUUUGAUAAGGAAUUUUUGGAAGCAUUAGAAUAUGGUAUGCCGCCGGCAGGGGGAUUAGGAAUUGGGAUAGAUAGGUUGAUAAUGCUACUUACCGGUCAAAAUAGUAUUAAGGAAGUGAUUGCUUUUCCGCAGUUGAAAAAUAAAGAAAAAAACUUUGAAUAA
This is a messenger RNA of Racocetra persica, 1446 nucleotides long. Lineage: Eukaryota; Fungi; Glomeromycota; Glomeromycetes; Diversisporales; Gigasporaceae. The record is from the annotation of a GenBank genome assembly.